This is a messenger RNA of Alexandromys fortis (reed vole), 8550 nucleotides long. RefSeq names its product protein tyrosine phosphatase receptor type G (gene Ptprg). The coding region runs from base 51 to 4382 and encodes 1443 amino acids. The record is from RefSeq and is a predicted model, not a curated record. The transcript is spliced from 30 exons. NCBI's taxonomy places the organism in Eukaryota, Metazoa, Chordata, Mammalia, Rodentia, Cricetidae. Gene Ontology annotation, molecular function: protein tyrosine phosphatase activity; protein binding. Gene Ontology annotation, biological process: protein dephosphorylation.
CAACAAGUUUACCCCCCUGCUUUUCUCUUUUUCGAUGUGCGUUUUCGGACAUGCGGAGGUUACUGGAACCGUGUUGGUGGAUUUUGUUCCUGAAAAUCACCAGUUCUGUGCUCCAUUAUGUGGUGUGCUUCCCGGCAUUGACUGAAGGCUAUGUGGGGGCUUUGCAGGAGAGCAGACAGGGCAGCUCCGUGCAGAUCCGCAGGCGGAAGGCGUCCGGAGACCCCUACUGGGCAUACUCGGGUGCCUACGGUCCUGAGCACUGGGUCACCUCUAGUGCCAGCUGCCGGGGAAGCCAUCAGUCUCCUAUCGACAUUUCAGACCACCAAGCCCGUGUUGGCGAAGAGUACCAGGAACUUCAGCUUGAUGGGUUCGACAAUGAGUCCUCUAACAAGACCUGGAUGAAGAACACAGGGAAAACAGUUGCCAUCCUUCUGAAAGAUGAUUAUUUCGUGAGUGGCGCUGGUCUGCCUGGCAGAUUCAAAGCUGAGAAGGUGGAGUUUCACUGGGGCCACAGCAAUGGCUCCGCUGGCUCAGAGCACAGUGUCAACGGCCGGAGGUUUCCUGUGGAGAUGCAGAUUUUCUUCUACAAUCCAGAUGACUUUGACAGCUUCCAGACGGCAAUCUCUGAAAACAGAAUAAUUGGAGCCAUGGCCAUAUUUUUUCAAGUCAGUCCGAGGGACAAUUCCGCACUGGAUCCUAUUAUCCACGGGUUGAAGGGCGUCGUCCAUCAUGAGAAGGAGACCUUCCUGGAUCCUUUUGUCCUCCGAGACCUCCUGCCCGCGUCCCUGGGCAGCUACUACCGAUACACAGGCUCCUUGACCACACCUCCAUGUAGUGAGAUUGUGGAGUGGAUUGUCUUCAGUAGGCCUGUUCCCAUCUCCUACCACCAGCUUGAGGCUUUUUAUUCCAUCUUCACCACGGAGCAGCAAGACCAUGUCAAGUCAGUGGAGUAUCUGAGAAACAACUUCCGGCCACAGCAGGACCUGAAUGACCGAGUGGUGUCCAAGUCCGCCGUCCGAGAUGCCUGGAACCAUGACCUGUCUGACUUCCUGGACAACCCACUGGGGACAGAAGCCUCUAAAGUCUGCAGCUCUCCGCCCAUCCACAUGAAGGUGCAGCCUCUGAAUCAGACAGCGCUGCAGGUGUCCUGGAGCCAACCGGAAACCAUCUACCAUCCGCCCAUCAUGAAUUACAUGAUCUCCUAUAGCUGGACCAAGAAUGAGGAUGAGAAAGAGAAGACUUUUACUAAAGACAGCGACAAGGACUUGAAGGCUACCAUUAGCCAUGUGUCACCUGAUAGCCUUUACCUGUUCCGAGUACAGGCCGUAUGUCGGAAUGACAUGCGCAGUGACUUCAGUCAGACGAUGCUCUUUCAAGCUAAUACUACCAGAAUAUUUCAAGGGACCAGGAUUGUGAAAACAGGCGUGCCAACAGCCUCUCCUGCCUCUUCAGCGGACAUGGCCCCCAUCAGCUCCGGCUCUUCUACUUGGACAUCCUCCGGCAUCCCCUUCUCAUUCGUUUCCAUGGCAACUGGGAUGGGUCCUUCCUCCAGUGGCAGCCAGGCUACAGUGGCCUCUGUGGUUACCAGCACGCUCUUGGCAGGCCUGGGCUUCGGUGGUGGUGGCAUCUCCUCCUUCCCCAGUACCGUGUGGCCCACACGCCUUCCUACUGCAGCCGCAGCCAGCAAGCAGGCCGGGAGGCCAGUCCUUGCCACUACUGAGGCCUUAGCUUCUCCCGGGCCUGAUGGCGACUCAGCUCCUACCAAGGACAGCGAGGGUGCGGAGGAAGGGGAGAAGGAGGAGAAAAGCGAGAGUGAGGACGGAGAGCGGGAGCAUGAGGAGGAGGGGGAGAAGGACUCGGAGAGGAAGGAGAAGAGCGAAGCCACCCAUACAGCGGAGGAGAGGAACCGGACUGCUCCUGCCCCCACGCCUUCUUCCCCUCACAGGACUACAGAGGAGGGGGGACAUCAGACUAUACCUGGGCGUGGGCAGGACCACGCCGGUCCUGCAACAGACCAGCCAGGCCAGGUUGUCCCAGGCUUGGAUCCCAAUGAGGACGCAGCCACCCAAGUGCCCCCAACAGCCACAGAGGAACAUUAUUCAGGGAGUGACCCCAGGAGGCCCGAAAUGCCAUCGAAGAAACCUAUGUCCCGAGGGGACCGAUUUUCCGAGGACAGCAAAUUCAUCACUGUUAACCCAGCUGAGAAGAACACCUCCGGAAUGAUAAGCCGCCCCUCCCCGGGGAGGAUGGAGUGGAUCAUCCCCCUGAUCGUGGUCUCAGCCUUGACCUUCGUGUGCCUGGUCCUUCUCAUCGCUGUGCUUCUGUACUGGAGAGGGUGUAACAAAAUAAAGUCCAAGGGCUUUCCCAGACGUUCCCGUGAAGUGCCUUCUUCUGGGGAGAGAGGAGAGAAGGGGAGCAGAAAAUGUUUCCAGACUGCUCACUUCUAUGUGGAAGACAGCAACUCACCUCGGGUGGUCCCCAACGAAAGUAUUCCUAUUAUUCCCAUCCCGGACGACAUGGAAGCCAUUCCCGUCAAACAGUUUGUUAAACACAUCGGCGAGCUCUAUUCUAAUAGCCAGCAUGGCUUCUCAGAAGAUUUUGAGGAAGUCCAGCGCUGUACAGCUGAGAUGAACAUCACUGCAGAACAUUCCAAUCACCCAGACAACAAGCACAAAAACAGAUAUAUCAACAUUUUAGCAUAUGAUCACAGCAGGGUGAAGUUAAGACCUUUACCAGGAAAAGACUCUAAGCACAGCGACUACAUCAACGCAAAUUAUGUCGAUGGUUACAACAAAGCAAAAGCCUACAUUGCCACCCAGGGACCUCUAAAGUCUACAUUCGAAGAUUUCUGGAGGAUGAUCUGGGAACAAAAUACGGGAAUCAUCAUCAUGAUUACAAACCUUGUGGAAAAAGGAAGGAGAAAGUGUGAUCAGUAUUGGCCGAUGGAGAAUAGCGAGGAGUAUGGCAACAUCAUUGUCACCCUGAAGAGCACAAAAGUACACGCCUGCUAUACUGUCCGGCGUUUUUCAGUCAGAAACGCAAAAGUGAAAAAGGGCCAGAAGGGGAACCCCAAGGGUCGUCAGAACGAGAGGACAGUGAUUCAGUACCACUACACACAGUGGCCUGACAUGGGAGUCCCUGAGUACACCCUCCCAGUCCUGACCUUUGUGCGGAGAUCAUCAGCGGCGCGGGUACCAGACAUGGGCCCCGUGCUGGUGCACUGCAGCGCCGGCGUGGGCAGGACAGGCACCUACAUUGUCAUCGACAGCAUGCUGCAGCAGAUAAAGGACAAAAGUACCGUCAACGUCCUGGGAUUCCUGAAGCACAUCAGGACACAGCGUAACUACCUCGUCCAGACGGAGGAGCAGUACAUUUUCAUCCAUGAUGCCUUGUUGGAAGCCAUUCUCGGAAAGGAGACGGAAGUGUCUUCAAAUCAGCUGCACAGCUACGUGAACAGCAUCCUCAUUCCGGGAGUAGGAGGGAGGACGCGGCUGGAAAAGCAGUUCAAGCUCAUCACUCAGUGUAAUGCAAAAUACGUGGAAUGCUUCAGUGCCCAGAAGGAGUGUAACAAGGAGAAGAACAGGAACUCUUCCGUCGUCCCAGCCGAGCGCGCUCGAGUGGGACUUGCACCGUUGCCCGGAAUGAAAGGAACAGAUUACAUUAAUGCUUCUUACAUCAUGGGCUACUACAGAAGCAACGAAUUCAUUAUAACCCAGCACCCUCUGCCGCACACGACGAAAGAUUUCUGGAGGAUGAUCUGGGAUCACAACGCACAGAUCAUCGUCAUGCUGCCAGACAACCAGAGCCUGGCCGAGGACGAGUUUGUGUACUGGCCAAGUCGAGAAGAAUCCAUGAACUGUGAGGCCUUCACUGUCACCCUUAUCAGCAAAGAUAGGCUGUGCCUCUCUAACGAAGAACAGAUUAUCAUCCAUGACUUUAUCCUUGAAGCUACGCAGGAUGACUAUGUACUAGAAGUUCGGCACUUUCAGUGCCCCAAGUGGCCUAACCCGGAUGCCCCCAUAAGCAGUACCUUUGAGCUGAUCAACGUCAUUAAGGAAGAGGCCUUAACCCGGGAUGGCCCCACUAUUGUCCAUGACGAGUAUGGAGCAGUUUCUGCAGGAAUGCUAUGUGCCCUUACCACCUUGUCCCAGCAGCUGGAGAACGAAAAUGCUGUGGAUGUCUUCCAGGUGGCAAAAAUGAUCAACCUUAUGAGACCUGGAGUAUUCACAGACAUCGAACAAUACCAGUUUGUCUACAAAGCAAUGCUCAGCUUAGUCAGCACUAAAGAAAAUGGAAACGGUCCCAUGACAGGGGACAAAAAUGGUGCUGUGCUGACCGGAGAAGAAUCAGACCCUGCCGAGAGCAUGGAGUCUCUGGUGUGACUGGACCCCCGGGAAGGGCACUUCAUUUGUAAACUUCUGAGACUUGUAAAGACAGAACUUUUUUGAGGCCUUUUUUGCCAGACUCUAGGUUAUACAAUAACCCGGUUACUUUUUUACACUGAUAAAAGUUUUGAUAUUUAUUUUUUGCCAUUUUAUGUCUUAAUGGUAUCCUAGUGAGCAUAUGCACCUGUUCAUUUCACACAGUGAACCGCAACUUCACCCAGUUUGCACUAUCUGAUCAGUGUUACUGCCUAUAACCUAAUACUACAGCAAACCCUGAUGUGACAUUCCAUGGCGACAUACAUGCUCCUCUUUAGUUCCGUGCAGUGAAGGUCUUGGUUAUGACAAGGAACCUCAGUUUUGUUAUUAUUCUAAAGCGACUGCAUUUUUUUCUAGCAGGCAACACUGUCUUUUUCUCGGCCCCCCUCUUUUUUAGGCACCGUUCAGUACUAUACGCCUUCUGUUUUCAUGGAGUGGAUGGGCGUCGUUUCCUAUUGCAGGACCGCAGGUUGAGGGGAGCCCCUAAGAAGUCUGUUCAUGUCAGUUCCAUGUGUAAUGGUUGAGGGAUCCACUAAGAAGUGAAGAGGGCUGAAGAGUUGCUUCAUGUGAACAUCUCCUCUUAGUUACCAAGUUAUAUUCACAGUUGAAAUGUGUCAAAAUAAAGAAUCAUUCUGUAUUACAGAUUUCACAGUAGCUAUGUGGACAGUGUGUGUUAUUUCCAUCCUGACUCUCUGAAGUAGCUGCACCCUAAAAUCGGGGCUGUCUCUUACAACGGAAAGGUGGCACUGUUUCGUACAGUUUUCUUAGGAUUUUAGUUAAUCUCCUCUAAGACUUUUUGGUAUAGUACCAUACCUCACAGUAGCUCCAACAACUGAAAAAAAAAUAGGUAUUUAAAUUUAUAUGUAGUAUUCAAAAAAAAUCCCUAAUAACUACUCCUAUAGCAAUCUAAUAAAAAACUACCUAUAGACAGCAUUCUUUUCUUUAUUGUUUUGCCAAAUGUUUCAUAAUAAAUCUCUACAUUACAUACAUACUCUACUUAAGAUUGAAUUGGAAAUAUAUUUGGGAAAUUCCUACAGCUGAAGCAGUCUUAUUUGGAGGAAGAAAUUUGAGUUUUAAAGAGAAGAUCCAGUUUUGAAUGAAGGGUGACAUCUCCACUGUAGAGUAGGUUUCAUGAGAAGGUUUGUGGAUAUUCAUGAGCAGAUGUACACCAGUAAAAGUGGGGAGAGUCGUCAGUAAGUCCUAGGUCCAGCUGGAAUGGCUUUCAGCCCAUAGUACAUUAUGGGAAAACUGGAAGCAUUAUUAGGAGAUUUCAUUUGAGUUUGUUUUCAACCAAACAAGUCCCACUAAACUUUUCACCAAGAUCCGUGUCUUCCUUUUCCCGUCUCCUUUUGAAGGUCAGCUUCUGUCAGACUCAAAAUCAUCCCCCAAGCUUGGGCCCACGAAGGGAACAGGGUUUGGUGGCCUUACUAUGCCAGUAAGCUUUACCUUGAGACCCUGCGCCUGCUGUCACUAUUGGGGCAGCAUUGCAAUGGGAAGGAGGCGUUGUUCUUUGUGAGCUGCUUGUCUGAAACUAAUCAAGGAUGUACUAUAGAACCAGAGCUGCUAAGGAGGGGGUCACAGCCCAAGUCCAAGGAUUUCUAUGCACGGGCCAGACCCAAAGAGUUCCAUGAAGAUACUUUGUGCAGGAUAAACUAGGCUUUUGAACACACGGAGAACUGAGAGCCUGGCUUUCACGAAUGGCUAAACAUGGUCUGUAAGGUGUCUGUGCCAGAUAGCACACUAAGCACAUUUACCAACGCACAUGCGCAUGCGUGUGUGCACACACACACAUACACACUUGACCCCACCAGAGGUGUCACUCUGCACAAUUCAAAGAAGGACUGACUGUCGCUCCAACUCUAGCGCUGAGCUAGAAAGGAAAAGAUUCAGACUGUGGAGUUUUCUAGCCAAUUAAACAGAUUCUUUUUGUUGUACGCAGAUCUGAUAUUAGCCGAUGCUCUUCAGUUAGAUGCUUCGGAAUUAACAUUCAAGUUGGAGUUCAUGGUCUCACAAUGUUCCCUUAAUAAAAGCAGCCUUGAUUAGAAGACAAAUAGCAAGUAUUACUUUCUGUGCUAUUCACACAAGAGAUUGGAUUUGUGGAAUUGCAUACUCCCCACAACUCUGGGACUGUCUCUUACGUGAGUGCGAGAAUAAGGAGAAAAGAGGGGGAUGAAACAACCACGACAGAAAUAAAAUCAAGACGGGGUAGAAGCUCUCUGUGCAUAUCUACAGCAGGCUUGAAUCAAAGCGUGUAGAUUCCAGCCUAUUGCUAUGUGCCCAUUUUGCCAAAGUGGUCCACACCCCCUUCACUAAGGAUAGUCCCCAUCAGCCGUCCUCAGUCCUUUUGUAUCUUCACUAGUCUUUGUUAUUGGCAAAAGACAUUUUGCAUCUUUCCAGAGGCAGAGAGUUCCAAAGAUGUUUUCUUUGAGACAUAAGCACAUUGCUUAAGUACAUAAUAAGGUUAUAACCACUUGCAGUCAAAGGGAAGGGAUAUGGCUAGUGUGUAAGUCUCUAAGAUGCUGUUUGCAUGUAAGAUUUACCUCUAGGGAAAUGAAAGACACACACCAAACAAAGCUGAAUUGUUAAAGUUAGGUCAGGUGGACGCGCUGGACAUCAGAGAUGUAUUAGAGACAUCAGAAAAGUUUCUUGUACCUCAAACCAUGAGACCAUCUUUAAUGAUUCUUUUUUUUUUUAUCAUAAGUUACCUUCUGAGCUUCAAGAAUAGUACAGUUAGUUCAGUGAUUCUCCUAAUCUUUGUGCAAGUUUUGAGAGCCCGUUGUGAAUAGAAGAGUCCGGUAGAGUGUUCAAGAUGGAAGAGGGCUUAUGGUGUUCGAGGGACAAUGAAAUCCGUAAGUAACCUGAGUUGUUUUAUAAAGGCACAGCACAGCUGCCUUGUCGUGACUUUUUCUUAAUUGCAUAUAUGCUAUAUUUAAAAUUAAAAUAUAGAUACCAACUUACCAAAGAUACACAUAACUAAUUCUAAGCAAAAAAAUAAAUAAAAAUAAAAAAACCCAAAUGCAUCGUAAUUUAAGAAAAAGUAAGCAUAAUGUAGUUGUCUUAAGGCUUUUACAGUUCCACUGGAAAAUUUUUAACCCCUGUGUUCUAAAAUUUCUGUUCCAAUGGUGCCAGUAAAUUUUUAUACGAAGGGAAAAUGCCUGCUUUUUUUCUCUACAGCAGCUGUACUUUCACAGAACCCUUUGCAUUUUCCCUUAGUUACCACUCACACACAAUAUUGGCUUUAUUUAUCUCUAGAAAGAAGGCAUGAUAAAAAGUAUAUAUAUAUAAGAAAUUAUAAUGACAUUUGGCCUCUACUUUUGUCUUAGCUGUUAAAAUGUUUUUAGUAUUUUUGUUAAAUAUUUGCAAAGGGAAGCAUUUUCUACAGAGGAUAAUUAAUUUCAAGAAAAAUAUCUUGAGUUUUAAGAAAUAAACAUCUCCAGAAAAGGAGACAGUCAAUUUUAUAAAAUGUCGUAACUCUCCAACAUUUGGGGUAGUGACUCCUCUUUUGUUAGGACAUUUGAAACAAACUAGCAAGCAGCCAUUGUUUCUAAAGAUCCCAUCUUCAUGUCGAAGCCUGUUUCUUUCACUUCCUUUCCAAAUAGCUAAAAUCAUUAAAACUGUAAAUAUUUUGUUGCUUGAGUAAGCAUCUCCUGGGAACUUUGUAUCUCUGGUAUAUAAUCAUAGAAUUUUAUAUUUUCAUAUAAAGCUAAUUCUUUUCUAGUUUCAACUGUGUCAUAGUUUUCUGUUUUGUUAUGUUUUGUUUCCGUGGUGAAUAUGUGACCUUCUGUGUACUGAAGUAGCGAGAGCCAUCUUUGCAUUCCAAGAGAAUCCAACGUGUGUUCCUCCUUUGAGGCCGUGGUUGUGAAAGUCGGGCUUGCUUUUUAAUCCCAUCAACCAUUAGUGCAAUAGCAGGUAGACAUGACUAGUUCCCGAGUACAUGUGUCGCACUGACUCAUUUUGGAAAAAGUGAUUUUUUUUUUAAAUGAUUUGUUCUGUGGGGGCAGGGGUUUUAUAACCUGGAAAUUUUCCCUUUUUCCUUCUGUUUUAAACUAUAUCAAAUCAUUCUAUUAUAGUGUUAUUUAAUAUGUAAAUUGUAUUGCUAUACAUAAAAUAAAGUAUGGUUUUUGAUGUA